AUGCUGGUGGGUGAUUCAUCUGGGUGGCCAGCGCUGCUCGCCCUGGUUUUGGCUGUGGAAAUAUCCUUUGUCAGGUCUAACAUAUUUAUGGAUGAAGCACGAAGUCAGCUAUUAGUGAAAGAGAAGAGAAUGCGAUUUGGGUCAGAGGUGCUGAUGAAUGGCCAAGAGAAGAAGGCCAAUAGGAACCUCAUGGCCAUCAAAAAGAGGGAGAUCAUGGAGGCCAUGGAGACUCACCAGUUUCCGCCCAGUAUGCACUUCUUCAAGGCCAAGCAUCUCAUUGAGGACAGCCGGGUGUUUCAUGUAAUAAAGAAGAUGCCUAAAGGGGCUGCCUUACACCUCCAUGAAUUUGGGAUGGCGAGUAUGGAGUGGCUGGUAAAAAACGUCACCUACAGGCCUCACUGCUAUUUCUGUAUCACCCCAGAGGGGAUUCUGCAGUUCAGAUUUGCUCAGUCAGCUCCCCAAAACCUUAAGGCAAGAGAAUGUUCAAACUGGGUUUUGCUGGAGGAUCACAGAAAAAAGCUAAAGGACAUCGUUGAGUUUGAUAAAAGCUUGCUGAGGGCUUUCACUAUGGUGACCAAGAACCCCGAGAAGAUUUAUCCCAAUGAAGAUUCCCUUCGGACAAAGUUUCAAAACAUCUUUCUCUCCAUCUCUGGCCUUGUCCGUCAUGCUCCAGUGUUCAAGGAUUAUAUCUUCCAGGGGCUGAAGGAGUUCCACGCGGAUAAUGUGUUCUUCUUGGAGAUCAGAACCAUGUUAUGGCCGGUAUAUGAACUGAAUGGGGAGAUCCACGACCAGUUGUGGGUAGUGAGGGCUUACCAAGAAGUGGCUGACGAGUUUAAAAGGACUCAUCCUGAAUUUAUGGGAUUCAGACUCAUUUUUUCGGAUUACAGGACCAAAAGCUUGGCUCUCAUUGCACAUUCUGUCCGAACUGCCAUCAGACUUCGAGAAGUAUUCCCUGACAUCAUAGCAGGGUUUGACCUGGUGGGGCGUGAAGAUACCGGCUACAGUUUAUAUCACUACAAGGAGGCUCUGAUGAUUCCAGUCACAUAUGGUGUUCAACUACCUUACUUCUUCCACGCUGGGGAGACAGACUGGUAUGGUACUUCCAUAGACAGAAACCUUAUAGAUGCUGUAAUUCUGAAUGCUACCAGAAUUGGACAUGGAUUUGCUCUGACCAAACACCCAGUAGUCAAGGCUUAUACUCAGAACAAGGACAUCCCCCUAGAAGUGUGUCCCAUCUCCAACCAGGUCAUGAAACUCGUGUCUGAUAUGAGAAACCACCCAGCAGCUGCUCUGAUGGCCUACGGGCAUCCCAUGGUGAUCAGCUCUGAUGACCCAGCUGUCUUUGGUGCUAAAGGCUUGUCCUAUGACUUCUAUGAGGCCUUCAUGGGCAUCGGGGGGAAGAGGGCUGACCUGAGGACACUCAAAAAGCUGGUCACAAACUCUAUCAAGUAUAGCUCCGUGUCAAAGACACAGAAGGACCUUUUUAUGAAAGUCUGGAAGCUCAAAUGGAAUCAGUUCAUAGAUUAUCUGGCCAGGAGGCCAAGGUGA
Messenger RNA from Urocitellus parryii (Arctic ground squirrel), 1548 nucleotides. It is a transcript of the gene Ada2, whose product is annotated as adenosine deaminase 2. Lineage: Eukaryota; Metazoa; Chordata; Mammalia; Rodentia; Sciuridae. Gene Ontology annotation, molecular function: adenosine deaminase activity. The record is from RefSeq and is a predicted model, not a curated record. Gene Ontology annotation, biological process: adenosine catabolic process; inosine biosynthetic process.